Nerophis lumbriciformis (worm pipefish) is the source of this 4480-nucleotide messenger RNA. RefSeq names its product leucine-rich repeat and immunoglobulin-like domain-containing nogo receptor-interacting protein 1. Gene Ontology annotation, molecular function: protein binding. The record is from RefSeq and is a predicted model, not a curated record. Gene Ontology annotation, cellular component: plasma membrane. Lineage: Eukaryota; Metazoa; Chordata; Actinopteri; Syngnathiformes; Syngnathidae.
AUCAUGUGGACUCCCUGAGGUGUGGAGAGGAGAACUGAAGCGGGGGGACGAGGACCGGGUCGAAGCGGGACGGGAGACUCGAGACGCGAGCUGUCCCGCGCACGGAAGACCCCCGUUGGAGUGUCUGAACUAGGCUGCAAUGGACUCUUCACUCCACCGGCGACUCGACGGCAUAAAGGACUAACACUAGACCAGACCCAAGCCUGAUUCCGACCAGACUGGCCCUGGUUAUGAUCAUCUGCAGUCUGGCUCUGGCUCUCAAAGGAAAGGGGGUAAGAUGUUUGUGGAGUCUGUGGUUCGAUGGGCAGCGUUGGGCAUCCUGCUGCAGGCCGGACUGCAGGUGUCAGCAGAAAGUUGCCCUCCACGGUGCGUGUGUCCACACGAGGCGAAGGAAGUCAUCUGCUCCGGCAAACAUUUGAACACCAUCCCGGAGGGUUUUUCCGGCGAUGCAAGGCGUCUGGAUUUGUCCUACAACAAGAUCAGGACUGUAGGGCGCCGGCAGUUCUCUGGCCUCCCGCAACUUCAAGAACUCGACCUUAGCGAUAAUCUAAUCUCUAUGAUUGAGGUGGAUGCUUUCCAGGGACUACAGAUCCUCAGGACACUUCGGAUUAAAAACAAUCGACUCAAGAUCAUUCCUGUCGGGGUUUUUUCUGGCCUGUCCAGUCUACGAUUUUUGGAUCUGAGCCAGAAUGAGAUUCUGGUCUUCCUAGACUACACAUUCAAAGAGAUGGUGAACCUGCAGACGCUUGAGGCUGAUGAAAAUGACUUGGUGUUCAUCUCUCAGCGGGCUUUUGUGGGUUUGCAUAGUCUGCAGGAACUUAACAUAGAUCGUAGUAAUUUGACGUCUAUUCCCACCGAGGCGUUGUCUCAGCUCCAGAGCCUGAUGCGCCUUCGCAUGCUCCGUCUCACCAUUUCCACUCUGCCUAACAAUGCUUUCCGUCGGCUGCAUCGUCUACACACCCUGAUCAUGGUGAGUUGGCCAACUCUGGACACGAUGGCGAGCAACAGCCUGAUUGGACUCAAUUUGACUGCUCUGGUCAUUAGCAACUGCAACCUCAGUGCUGUGCCAUACUCAGCUCUUCGUCCCCUGGUACACCUGCGCUUCCUAGACCUGUCCUAUAACCCAAUCACUGUUAUUCAAAGUAACCUGUUGGGGGAUCUCCUUAGACUCCAAGAGUUACAUCUUGUCGGGGGGAACUUGCUACGUAUAGAACCGGGGGCUUUCAGGGGCCUAACCUACUUUCGCAUGCUUAAUGUUUCAUCCAAUCACCUCACAACUUUAGAGGAGAGCACCUUGCACUCAGUGGGAAACCUUCAGGUGCUCAGACUGGAUGGGAAUCCCCUAGCUUGCGACUGCCGCCUGCUAUGGGUGGUACGUCGGCGAUUGCGCCUGAACUUUGACGGACACCAGCCCACGUGCUCUACCCCCGACACCGUGAGGCAGCGAGAAUUCAGAGACUUUUCGGAAAAGGAGCUGCCGAGGCUGUUUACCUGCCGUCCUACCCGUAUAUUAGAUCGUAGGCCGCAGGAGGCCAGGGUGGAGGAAGGCACCACUGUUCUGUUCUCCUGCAAGGCUGAUGGUGAUCCAGCUGCAUCCAUCACCUGGAUCUCGUCCCACAAGAAUAAAGUCUCUUCAACGGGAAGAAUCAGGGUUUUGCCUAAUGGUACUCUGGAAGUCCGGUAUGCACAGGUCCAUGACAGCGGCACCUAUCAGUGCCUCGCCGGCAACGCUGCCGGCAACGACAGCCUGACAGUCGGCCUCUAUGUAAAGGCGGUCGCUCGAAACCGAACUAUCCCCUUCUUCACCGAGGAAGACUGGCUGGAGCCCCCGGUCCCCCAAGCUACCAAUUCCUCGGCCGAAACGGCCAGGCCCUACCCUUUUGACGCCAAGACGCUGAUCAUCGCCACCACCAUGGGCUUCUUGUCUUUCCUCAGCUCGGUGGCCAUCUGCUUUGUCUUCAUGUUCUUCUGGAGCCAGAGCAAAGGCCAAAUCAAGCACACGGCCACCAUUGACUUUGUUCCUCGCUCCUCCAUGGGCGGGGGAGGAGACGGCGGGGACGGUGGCAGGUUCACCAUGAAACUUAUUUAAAGCCGACUAAGCAGUUUGGACCUUUAAGGACUCCUCUUUCGGAGUCAGCGGGUUGGGCUACUUACCACUCACCGUAACUCGCGCACUUCAUACCGACAUGCAUUCUGGGUCCACCAAACCUUUUCAAGUGCUCGUCCCGCAUUGCAGCGUCUUUAUUGCCAACACAAGCCGUGGAGCUGAAGAGACCGUAGCAGUAAAACACGUUGAGUGGCGGCUUCCCGGGGACGUUUGCGAGUCGCACCAACGACUACCGGCUUAAUGUACACAAGGAAUGACACGUUUUGGUUUCUUUACCGCAUGUAUCACUUUUUUUAUAUCGCAUGGAAAUACUUCUUUCUUUUGUAACUGCGCAACACGGGAGAAUAUGUGCCUCAGUAACGGAGAACAUGCGGAUCGUGUGAAUAUUUAGGUCAAGGACGUGGGUGAGUGCUGGCUUACUUCUGUCUCUCAGUUACUCCUGACGUGUGGACGCCGCUCAACUGUUUCUAUUUUUUGGAUUUUGCCAACUUCAUUAGCCUACGCACAUUUAAGGUGAUUAAACGACGCUGUCUCAAUCUGCCACGUGUGUUUCCUGCGUUCAUGUCAGCUUACCCAAUCGGAAUUGAGGUCUAAUCAUCUUCAAAUGAAAUCUUCCGGCCAGAUCAUUCUUUUGUCAGAGGCAAAGAGCAGCAGCACGUAUUCUUGCGUAACCAAAAGCACUUAAUCUGUACUUUGUGUUUCGGAGCACACACAAAAAUGGCCUCGUCGCAAGACGACAAAAGCCGCGGGGAUUACAUGAGCACCUGCGCACACGCACCAGAGUGUAGUUCUGGACCUUUCUAUUCUCCUUCAGUUGGGAGCUAUUAUACAUUAAAAACGUUCCUUACCUAUCGGUACCUGGUUUUCUGAUUCCGGGAUCUGCAUAAUAGCAUAGAAUAGAAUAAAAGUACCGUAUUUUCCGGACUAUAAGGCGCACUUAAAAUCAUUUGGUUUUUCUCAAACCUCAACAGUGCACCUUAUAACCCGGUGCACCUUCCAUCCAUCCAUCCAUCUUCUUCCGCUUAUCCGAGGUCGGGUCGCGGGGGCAGCAGCCUAAGCAGGGAAGCCCAGACUUCCCUCUCCCCAGCCACUUCGUCCAGCUCCUCCCGGGGCAUCCCGAGGCGUUCCCAGGCCAGCCGGGAGACAUAGUCUUCCCAACGUGUCCUGGGUCUUCCCCGUGGCCUCCUACCGGUCGGACGUGCCCGAAACACCUCCCGAGGGAGGCGUUCGGGUGGCAUCCUGACCAGAAGCCCGAACCACCUCAUCUGGCUCCUCUUGAUGUGGAGGAGCAGCGGCUUUACUUUGAGCUCCCCCCGGAUGACAGAGCUUCUCACCCUAUCUCUAAGGGAGAGCCCCGCCACCCGGCGGAGGAAACUCAUUUCGGCCGCUUGUACCCUUGAUCUUGUCCUUUCGGUCAUGACCCAAAGCUCAUGACCAUAGGUGAGGAUGGGAACGUAGAUCGACUGGUAAAUCGAGAGCUUUGCCUUCUGGCUCAGCUCCUUCUUCACCACAACGGAUCGAUACAGCGUCCGCAUUACUGAAGACACCGCACCGAUCCGCCUGUCGAUCUCACGAUCCACUCUUCCCUCACUCCUGAACAAGACUCCAAGGUACUUGAACUCCUCCACCUGGGGCAAGAUCUCCUCCCCAAACCGGAGAUGGCACUCCACCCUUUUCCGGGCGAGAACCAUGGACUCGGAUUUGGAGGUGCUGAUUCCCAUCCCAAGGCAAACUGGUCCUAGGUGAGGGAUCAGACAAAGAGCAGCUCGAAGACCUCUAUGAAGAACACUAACAAGGAACCCAGAUUUCCCUCGCCCGGAUGCGGGUCACCGGGGCCCCCCUCUGGAGCCUGGCCCGGAGGUGGGGCACGAUGGCGAGCGCCUGGUGGCCGGGCCUGUCCCCAUGGGGCCCGGCCGGGUACAGCCCGAAGAGGCAACGUGGGUCCCCCCUCCAAUGGGCUCACCACCCAUAGCAGGGGCCAUAGAGGUCGGGUGCAGUGUGAGCUGGGCGGCAGCCGAAGGCAGGGCACUUGGCGGUCCGAUCCUCGGCUACAUAAGCUAGCUCCCGGUGCACCUAAUGUAAGGAAUAUGUUUGGUUGAGCUUACCCGCCUCAAAGCUAUUUUAUUUGGUAUAUGGUGUAAUGACAAGUGGGGCGGUAUGGCGUAGUGCAAGUGUGCCAAACUCUGGCCCGCGGGCCAAAAUUGACCCGCCAUGUAAUUUCACUUGGCCCUUGAGGCGAUAUCAAAUUAACACUAGAGCUGGCCCGCCGAUUAUAUUCUCAUACUUGCCAACCCUCACGGGAGACUCCCAAAUUUCAGUGCCCCUCCCGAAAAUCGUGACGUCCGCUUUUCAUCCAGUCCAACGAGUGCUGGC